This is a messenger RNA of Venustampulla echinocandica, 387 nucleotides long. RefSeq lists its product as uncharacterized. Gene Ontology annotation, biological process: ribosome biogenesis; mRNA splicing, via spliceosome; maturation of SSU-rRNA. The record is from RefSeq and is a predicted model, not a curated record. Gene Ontology annotation, cellular component: small-subunit processome; precatalytic spliceosome; U4/U6 x U5 tri-snRNP complex. Bases 1 to 387 code for a protein of 128 amino acids. Lineage: Eukaryota; Fungi; Ascomycota; Leotiomycetes; Helotiales; Pleuroascaceae. Gene Ontology annotation, molecular function: RNA binding. The transcript has 5 exons.
AUGGCUGACGAACAGAACGGAUCUGCUGCAUGGCCUGUCGCGGACUCUGCCUUGACCCAAGAGAUCCUUGACAUUAUCCAACAAGCAAGUCAUGCUCGCCAGUUGAAGAAGGGCGCAAACGAGGCAACGAAGACUUUGAACCGCGGUAUCUCCGAAAUCAUUGUCCUUGCCGCUGACACUGCGCCUCUCGCCAUUCUUCUCCACUUGCCACUGCUGUGUGAGGACAAGAACGUCCCAUACGUAUAUGUGCCAUCAAAGACUGCGCUUGGGAGAGCAUGCGGCGUGUCGAGGGCCGUUAUAUCCGCCUCAAUCACAACUAACGAGGCCAGUGACCUUAUGGGUCAAAUCAGAGCUCUCAAGGACAAGGUUGAGAGACUCAUGAUCUAG